This is a messenger RNA of Mirounga angustirostris (Northern elephant seal), 4271 nucleotides long. It is a transcript of the gene RTN4RL1, whose product is annotated as reticulon 4 receptor like 1. Gene Ontology annotation, cellular component: extracellular matrix. Gene Ontology annotation, molecular function: signaling receptor activity; protein binding. The record is from RefSeq and is a predicted model, not a curated record. The coding region runs from base 471 to 1808 and encodes 445 amino acids. The transcript is spliced from 2 exons. NCBI's taxonomy places the organism in Eukaryota, Metazoa, Chordata, Mammalia, Carnivora, Phocidae.
UCCUGCAAACGCGCGCCGGGCGCUUUCCCCGGAGCUCGGCGGUGCGUGCGAGCGCCCUUUUGCAGCAGCCGCGGCGGCGGCGGCGGCCCGAGGGGGCGGAGAGGAGGGGGCCGCGGCCCGGCGGCCGGGCGGCCGGGGGGCGGUGUCCCUCCUCAAAACCGCCUGCAAAGAGCUCGGGGCUGCAGAAGCAGGCCGCCGGCUCCGCGGAGCAAGCCGCUUGUCCCGGGGCUGAGCGAGCGCGCCGGGCUGCCCGGCAGAGCCGCGGUUGCUAGUGGGCGCCGGUGCCCUCGGCGCGGGGCUCGGGCUCACCAUGCCCCUGAGGGGCCGGGCUGCCGGGCACAAGCGGAUCCCCGGCUUGCCCCCGCCUCGACGCGCUCGGAUUAGCUGCAGCCGGCGCCCAAGGAUUUGAAUCCGGACUCUGGGAGGGAGCGCGCCUAGGCCGACCUCGGAGUGGCGGCCCCGCGGCCAACAUGCUUCGCAAAGGGUGCUGUGUGGAACUGUUGCUGCUGCUGCUGGCCGGGGAGCUGUCCCUGGGCGGCGGCUGCCCGCGGGACUGCGUGUGCUACCCCGCACCCAUGACGGUCAGCUGCCAGGCGCACAACUUCGCCGCCAUCCCCGAGGGCAUCCCGGAGGACAGCGAGCGCAUCUUCCUGCAGAACAACCGCAUCACCCUCCUCCAGCAGGGCCACUUCAGCCCCGCUAUGGUCACCCUGUGGAUCUACUCCAACAACAUCACCUUCAUCGACCCCGGCACCUUCGAGGGCUUCGUGCACCUGGAGGAGCUGGACCUUGGCGACAACCGGCAGCUGCGGACGCUGGCGCCGGAGACCUUCCAGGGCCUCGUGAGGCUGCACGCCCUCUACCUCUAUAAGUGCGGGCUCAGCGCCCUGCCCGCAGGCAUCUUCGGUGGCCUGCACAGCCUGCAGUACCUCUACCUGCAGGACAAUCACAUCGAGUACCUGCAGGACGACAUCUUUGUGGACCUGGUCAACCUCAGCCACCUGUUCCUGCAUGGCAACAAGCUGUGGAGCCUGGGCCAGGACACGUUCCGGGGGCUGGUGAACUUGGACCGGCUACUGCUGCACGAGAACCAGCUGCAGUGGGUCCACCACAAGGCGUUCCACGACCUCCGCAGGCUGACCACCCUCUUUCUCUUCAACAACAGUCUCUCCGAGCUGCAGGGCGACUGCCUGGCACCCCUGGGAGCCCUGGAGUUCCUCCGCCUCAACGGGAAUGCUUGGGACUGCGGCUGCCGGGCGCACUCCCUGUGGGAAUGGCUGCGGAGAUUCCGGGGCUCCAGCUCCGCCGUCCCCUGCGCGUCCCCCGAGGCGCGGCAAGGCCAGGACCUGAAGCUGCUGAGGGCCGAGGACUUCCGGAACUGCACGGGGCCAGCCUCCCCGCACCAGAUCAAGUCGCACACGCUCACCACCACCGACAGGGUCGCCCGCAAGGAGCACUACCCGCCCCGUGGCUCUGCCAGGGACAGGGGCCACCCGCAUGGCCACCUGCCCGGCUCCCGCCCAGGCCACCGGAGGCCGGGCAAGAACUGCACCAGCCACAGGAAUCGCAACCAGGUGUCCAAGGCGGGCGCCGGGAAGCAGGCCCACGAGCUGCAGGACUACGCCCCUGACUACCAGCACAAGUUCAGCUUUGACAUCAUGCCCACUGGGCGGCCCAAGAGGAAGGGCAAGUGUGCCCGCAGGACCCCCAUCCGUGCCCCCAGCGGGGUGCAGCAGGCCUCCUCGGGCAGUUCCCUGGGAGCCUCCCUCCUGGCCUGGAUACUGGGGCUGGUGGUCACUCUCCGCUGAGGACCUGGAGCGCCAGCACCCAGCACUGCCACGUGUCCACCAAGGAACAGAAUCUCUUUUCUUUUUUUUAACAAGGGGAGCAUCUGCUGGGUUUCAGGCAAGUUGGUAAGGUCUUCGGCUGCUGUCUGGGCCCUGCCGGGUGGAUUAUAAACCCAAAGUGUACAGCCCCAAAGUGGGAAGGGAUUAGUGAGCACAUCACACCCAGCUGUCCAGCCAGGCCCUGCCGAGCGCCCACGGACAGCAUCCAUCCAGCAAGGUGGUUAAAGCCCGCAAAAUGAAUCCUUCAUUAGCAACAAUGGGACAGUGCCCCACAGGAGCUGGGCUCUGUGGAAUCCCAGUCAUUGGAGAGGUCUGAAGGGCCCCCGCCAUCCCUGGAGGAAGCAGGACUCAGAGGAGAAGAGCCGAGGCUCACCCAAGAGGCUGGGUGUCCCAGCUGUCUGGGAGCAUGGAAGCAGGUGGUAUUUUGGCUCUUGCCUGAGGCCACGGAGUCUACCUGCCCUCACUCCGACCCUCAACCCCUCCCUCGGGGGUAACGCCUCUCGUUCCUGAUGUCUCAGGCAGCCCUGGCAGACCCAGGCCCAGCCGCUAGGCUCCAAGAACCAAUUACCAAAGGAAAGAUCAUCAGAGGCUGAAAUUCAGAACUGCAUCAAGUGCAGUGAGAUUCUCACAGGAGGUGCAGUUUUAUAGCUACGUCCACUUAUAUAUAUACACACUCUCCACAUAUAGAUACACACAACUGCCCAGGGCCCCGCCCCCCGCCCCCCCCAACUGUAUGUCUUCUCAUGUUUAUAAACUAUACGGAGAACUAUGAACUAAGGAUUGUAUUGGUGAUUUCUAGCAAGAAAAGAGUUACAGGGUUUUUGUCUAGAAUCCCAACCUGGCAACAACAGUCCUCGUUGUAACCUGUGCUUGCCAGGGCCUAGGGCAAAGGGUCAGUGGGAAGGGCCAGAGAGAAGAAGGGGAGGCGGCAAGAAUCACUUCAGGGGACCAAUCUUCUUCGAUGUUCAGAGCAUCACCUUGUUUUUAUAUGCAACGCAAGUCCAGCUGCCGCCCCAGAGCACCCCAUCACCCCCACUGUACUAGGUGUUGUCAGGGCCAGAAGCGAGAAGCAGCUCAUUGGACAUCAGGGAGCCAGGCCCUGGGGACGAGCUUCACGGAGAAGGGGACGGAAGGGGCUCUGGGUCUUUUUUGCCGACGGGCAGGCAGCAUCCACAGUGUCAGCCCAACAGGCUGGGCAGUGUCAUCAGCCUAGCGUUUUUGCCAGCAAUGGUCUGGACAGGCCAGGGAGACUCUGGGCAUGAGCCCAGGCCUCCAGCAUGGCUCAGCUGCUGAAUUUUUCCUUGAGGCUCUUUGAUGGCUGUCCCAGCAAGGGUCCUGUGUAGGCGGCAGGAGGGAAAGCAUCAGGUGGCCUUAGCAGAAGGGGAACAAAGAGGGCAUUUCAAGAACCAUCUCAGGCACUUCUGCAUUACGGAGGCCGCAGCCCUCCUGGCCCUUCUGAACACGCCCAGGGACGGGCAGAGGUGGGGGAGGGGGCCAGACUCAGGGGUCAGGAGUGGGGACGUGCCGGGCAUGGAACAGGCAAGCCCAGCGAGGGGACAGUGGCUCCAGUCAAGGUUGGCCAUGCUGCCGGCCAGGGCCCCGGCAGGCGCAAUCUCCUCUGAGCUUUGCACAAACCUGAAUUCCCCACCAGAGAGGAUGUGUGUGAGGAGCAAGAAACACCGAAUCCAAUCAAGAGAGGAAAAUAAUAAUAAAAAAAUUUCUCUUGGACAAGAACCCUGUUUCUCAUUUCCCAACCCUGCAUUCCUGAAGUGGUGGCGGAUCCCAGGCUUUUGUGGGGUGGGCGAGCCUGGCCGGGCACAGCACGUUUGUUGGUGGGAGGAGCCAUAUGGGGCAGGGGCACACUGACUCACUGGGAUGCAUGUGUGCACACGCGUGCGAACACACACACACACACACACUUGUUCUCUGUGCUAGGAUUCUUCCCUCAGCCUCACAGAACAUGACUCACUUCCCGCAGCCUGGCUGUGCUGGGUCGACCCAAUCUCUGCGGCUCUCCCUGGAGCAGGCUGGUCCUGGAUCCUUCCUGGUCUGUUCCCAAGAGCCUCGCGCACAGCAGCUGAGCUGUGGAUUCUUAGGGGGCUCAGGAGUGGCUGGAAGAGAGCUGCUGGUUCCUGGGGCCCAGAGGGGUUUCCAGGAGGCCAGGGACCCACCCAGACGGCAGCAGAGAGGGUCUGGAGGCUGCACCUGCUUCUCCUGCUUCAGAGAAGCGAGGCGGUUCUCCAGAUAGAGAGGGGAGGGCUGGGUUUCCAGGCGCGACUGAACAAAUCUGCCUCUUACAAGGCUUGAAACCCGCACUAACGGGAGUGCGGGGAGUGCAGGGACCGCAGAGCACAGUGCCCGCUCUCCCAGGCCAGUGCCAGGGCCCAGCUGUCCCUUAGAACCCGAGGAUGCUGUCCUGUUGUU